Arabis nemorensis is the source of this 369-nucleotide messenger RNA. The record is from the annotation of a GenBank genome assembly. NCBI's taxonomy places the organism in Eukaryota, Viridiplantae, Streptophyta, Magnoliopsida, Brassicales, Brassicaceae.
AUGAGAGAUCUAUUGUCGAGCUUUUACGCUCUGGAUCCUUCAAUCUCGAAUACUACUUCUUCGAUCAGUACCUCCUUCGAUAACAUCAAUAGCACUUCCUUCGAUGCAGAUCAGUACAUGGAUCUCAUGAUUAAAAAGUCGAAUCUGGAAGUGCUUCUGCAAAGGCAUGUUCAGAUGGCCGCAGAGAUAAAAAAAAUCUCGACACAGACUUGCAAAUGCUAUGAAAAUUACAACAAGUUUAUCAGCGCAACAAAUACCAUCAAAAUUAAAGGGGAUCGAAAAUUCUCGUUUAUUGAUAUUAACUCGGAAACGGACUACAACGUAAAGAGAGUGAUGGGAAAAGAAUGCGGCUUGAGCUCGGAAGUUUAG